AAAUUUUGAUCAUAUUUAAUUAAUGCCUUUUAUCAAAAUAUAAUUUGUUUUAUUAAUAAUAUAAUUUUGAUACUACUGCACAGCCCCAAAAAGGGGUGUCGAAAUCUUGGACGAGGCAUGCAAGCUGGUCAGCGAAAGGUUUCGAAACUGCGGCCACGAGCUCGAGUUCAACGAGAAGGCGUACGAGCUGCGCCGUGCGGUUGUGGAACUCGUUGAAUUAUACAGGAACAACCACCCGGAUAGCAAAUUUUGGGUGAGUAGGUUGUUGCGCGGGCGUGAUUCCGCAUCGUUCUACUUGGACGAGUUCUUAGACAGAUGGGACUUCCAGCUCGAACCAAUGCUCGACCAAAAAACCGACAACACGGUUACAUCGUUCAAGGCGAAUCUCGACCGUCAUAUGGUGGAAGCUGUUCUGUUUCUUGACGAAGUACAGGACCGAUUAGUUUCUCGUUUCCGGUUUCUCUCGACUGUCAAGGAUCGUCACGUUGCUGAGGUGCUGAGCAGGCUGACUGACGUCCCGCUCACUCACAUUGUUCCGUCUUUUAAGUAUCGUUACAAGAAAAAGGCGAUUCAUACGACGAAUCAUAGGGUGGUGGAUCAGAUGCCCGUGGUUAAUGAAAUUUUCGAAACGCUGGCCUCCGAGAGGACUAGUACGUGCCCGAGGGGUUCGUUUCUUCUUUUGGGCCCGUCUGGAGUUGGUAAAACGGAGAUCGCAAAGGCCGUUGCACGUAAUUUUGGUAUUGUGACGAAAGCCGGCUCGUAGAGAUAGAUAUGGCAGAGUAUACAGAGACUACGGUCGAAUCAGAGUCAAAGAGUAUACGUCGGGAUUUUUUGAAUAAACUGACCGAGGUUGUGACGAAGCGUCCUUAUUCGGUUAUUCUUCUCGACAAAAUCGAAAAGGCUUCCUCCGUUGUCGUAAGGGCUCUCGUUGAGGUUUUGAGUUACGGCAAAGCAAGUGAUAUCGAAGGGAGGGAAACCGUUGACUUGUCGAAGUCUAUCGUUUUCAUGACUUCGAGUGUGGGAUCCGAUCAACUUGAAUCGGGUUGCACGAGCUCUUAUCUUAUUGAUCU
Messenger RNA from Erythranthe guttata (spotted monkey flower), 1070 nucleotides. Lineage: Eukaryota; Viridiplantae; Streptophyta; Magnoliopsida; Lamiales; Phrymaceae. The record is from RefSeq and is a predicted model, not a curated record.